AUGGCACCCACUGCUUCUUGCGCCUGUCUCAGGACCGCUGAUCAGUCAAUGCCGGACCUGGAGCCUGCCAUGUUCCCGCAGUUCGAUCUGGCUGAGGUGACACGUUCUGAGUACCUGGGAUAUGCCUCCCAGAUAGAUCACGUUGCAUCUGACGAUCUGAGCGACACGUGCAUUGCUCUUUGGGCAACAUGGGCGAUCCUUCUUGGCUGCUUCACCGGGAUGGACAAUGUGUGCUUCGGCUUUGACAGUCAGCACAACGUUACCGAAACGUCGGGCCCUGCAGAGCGCAUGAGGCAAGCUGUGCAUGUUCGUUUGCCUGCCAAUCAGCGUGUCGAGGAUAUUCUCACCGGCAGAUUUUCAUCGCUGGUUCUGGUACGCGACAACAAGGCCAAAACACUAUUCAACACUUUUCUAUCAAUUCAGAGCCCCGACCAUGAGCCUAGCAACGACGCCGGAGACUUUCCUUCGUGGUGCAAGAUUCGCAUGACGAUAGAUCCUGUGACGCUCUACACUGUCUUGACAUGGAACCCUUCCUUCAUGAGCCGAGAUCAAGCAGAGAACGUCAGCAGCACCUUCGAGAAGAUUUUCAGGGAAAUAAUCAACCGCCCUGAGACUCUCGUGUCAAAGAUAAACUGGUCCAGUGAGCGAAAUGAGCGACAGGUCUUGGCCUGGAACAGCAACCCUAUAAGAGAUGUGCACAAGUGCAUCCACCAAGCCGUGUCAAUGCAGGGAGCGUUGAGACCCGAUGCAGAGGCCGUUUGCGCUUGGGAUGGAAGUCUUUCCUACCAGCAGGUCUUGUCACUAUCAGACCGUCUGGCCUGUCGUCUGAAAGCCUCAGGCAUUGGACCUGAAGUGUUUGUGCCCCUCUGCUUCGACAAGUCCAAAUGGGUUGUUGUUUCCAUGCUGGCAGUCCUCAAAGCAGGCGGCAUCUUUGUACCCCUCGACCCUGCGCAACCACUGCUUCGUCUACAAUCUCUCGCGCAAAAGGUGCAAGCCAAGACUAUCUUGUGUUCCCCUCAACACCAAUGCAUGCUAGAGAGUGUAGCGCCCGAGUUGAUCCCCGUCGAUGAUCAACUAUUUACCGAACUACCUGAGAAUAGUGGCGAGGUCGACUGCGGAUCGUGGCGCAACGGAGCCUAUAUGAUAUUCACAAGUGGCACAACGGGUGAGCCCAAAGGCGCCCUCAUCGAGCAUGGAGCCCUCAUGUCGAGUGCACUCGCUCACGGUCCUGCAAUGAUGAUGGACUCCAACACGCGAUCGUUCCAAUUCGCUGCGUCUACCUUUGACGUGAGCAUCACCGAGAUCCUGACCUGCAUGAUCUUGGGUGGAUGUGUCUGCAUACCCAGCGAAGACGAUCGACUCAAUGCAGUUGAGGAGGCCAUCACGCAGCUCCGAGCAAACUGGGCGCUGUUAACUCCGACAUUCGUCAAGUUCAUCAACCCCGCCAAUGUCCCGACCUUGAAGACACUCGUCACUGGUGGAGAGGCCAUGACGCAGGCUGUCAUCCGCUCGUGGUCGCACAUCAACCUCAUCAACUGCUACGGCCCUGCAGAGACGUCUGUUGUUUCGCACGUCCACCGAGGCAUGGUGCAAGGGACCAAUCCUCUUAAUAUUGGCCACCAGGUCGGCAUACACUGCUGGAUUGUGGAUCGGGACAAUCACGACCGUCUCAUGCCCGUUGGUGCAGUGGGCGAGUUAGUCAUUGAAGGCCAUACUCUUGCACGCGAGUACUAUAAGGAGCCCAAGAAGACGAGCGAAGCCUUUAUUGAAGAUCCCUCAUGGGUAAGAGACCAAUCACCGCGGACGGGCUCUAGACGAAUGUACAAGACGGGUGAUCUCGUCAAGUACAAUCACGAUGGGACUUUUCAUAUUGCCGGCCGCAAAGACGCGCAGAUCAAAUUUCACGGGCAACGCAUCGAACUCGGAGAGAUAGAGCAUCACAUCAAUGCCAGCGCCAGCAUCAAGCACGGCAUAGUCGUCCUGCCGAGAGAAGGCUUCUGCAAUGGCCGACUCUUGGCCAUCGUUCAGCUCUGCGAUGCUCUCAAUCAGGACCUCGUGCCCAACGGCAAGCCCUACAAGCUGAUCGACGGCGAGCUAGAGAGUACCAUGCAGGAAAAGAUCGCAGAGACCAAGGAUCUGCUUAGUAAGAGGCUACCUUCGUACAUGAUACCGUCCAUGUGGCUUGCCGUCGAGUUUAUCCCUCGUCUCCAAUCUGGGAAACUUGACCGGAAGCAAACAGCAAAAUGGGUCGAUAGCAUGAGCGAGGCUCUGUAUCGACAACUGAACCCUGUAGCAGUCGUUCAGCGCUCGGGAGAUCUUAAGUGCGAAAACAAGAUUGAGCUGGAGCUACAUAAGAUCUGGACGUACGUCUUGAACCUCAAAGAAGAACAGCUUGGCCUUACACAAUCCUUCCUCAGUGUCGGUGGCGACUCCAUUUCAGCGAUGCAAGUUAUGAGCGAGUGCAAGAAACGUGGCCUCGGCCUGGCAGUCUCGCAUAUCAUCAAUUGCAAGUCCAUCAGCGCACUGGCACUACAGGUUAAGGAUAUUGAGAGGCCUGCGCUUCUGCACGAGAUGGUCGAAACACCCUUUGACCUCUCGCCUAUCCAGAAGCUCUACUUCUCGAGGCCCAACUACGAUCAGGGUCAUUACAAUCAGAGCUUUCUCCUCCGGACGAGCCAACGAAUCCAUGAGUCAGAUCUGCGCAAGGCAAUGGAGACUCUUAUUUCCAGGCACUCGAUGCUCCGUGCGAGGUUCCAGCAGGAUGUCAGUGGAGAGUGGCAACAACGCAUCACCAACGACUGUACGUCCUCAUACCGACUGCGUGCCUUGAAACUGGCUUCGCAAGAGGACGUCGAUCACUCGCUUGUCGAUAGCCAGACUUGCCUGGAUCCUGUACACGGUCCACUUGUCGCUGCUGAUCUUAUUGAUCGAGGGGCAGAAGAGCAGCUCUUGUUCGUCGUGGCGCAUCAUCUGGUCAUUGACCUUGUUUCAUGGAGGAUCAUCCUCCAAGAGCUCGAGGAGAUAUUACUCCGCCCAGAAGCUGUGCGCGAUACAGAUCGUCCACUCCCGUUUCAGGUCUGGUGCAAGAUGCAGUCCGAGCAUGCUCACGCCCAGACCCGAGACCAAGUACUGCCAAUCCAUGGCAUUCCUGAAGGAGACGCCGAGUACUGGGGCAUGACGAACGUUCCCAAUAUCUAUGGGCAAAUGGCUCGUCAAGGCUUUGAAAUCGGGCCGUGCCAGACAUCUCUCCUUGUAUCCAAGUGCCAUGACGCCCUACGCACAGAGAUCCCAGAUGUUCUCAUGGCAGCGAUGGUGUAUUCCUUUGGCCAGAUAUUCACGGACCGUCCAAUCCCAGCCGUGUUUGCAGAAGGCCACGGCAGAGAAGUCUGGGACAGCUCAAUCGACUUGUCAAACGUGGUAGGAUGGUUCACUACCAUUUACCCCGUCUUUGCUGGAUCAGAUUCACAGUCCAGCCUCAUCGAUACAGUCAAGAUGAUCAAGGACGCAAGGCGCAAAGUUCCUGAUAACGGUAGGCCUUACUUUGCGAGUCGCUGGCUAACAAAGGAGGGUAGAGAAGCCUUUUCUCGCCACUGGCCUUUGGAGAUCACCUUCAACUACCUCGGCCAGUACCAGCAACUGGAGCGUGAGGGUGCUCUUUUCACUCCUGAGAGCAAUAUCGCCGGCGAGAUUAGAGAGGCUAGCCAAGGUGCAGACGUCGGGCCUCUGACAGCUUGCAUCUCCAUAUUUGAGGUGUCCGCCGUCCUAGUCAAGGGAUCUCUCCGUUUCUCAUUUGGGUUCAAUCAGAACAUGAAACACCAACCGCAGAUCCGCCAGUGGAUUUCCUGCUGCGAGCAGAGUCUUGGCGAAGUCAUUACAUCUCUGGCCUCAAUGGCACCUGAGCCUACUCUAAGCGAUUUCCCGCUCCUCUCCCUGACCUACGAUCGUCUGAGGGUAUUCACAGAGGAGAAGCUGCCCGAGGCUGGGAUCACAGACGUGAACUUUAUUCAAGACGCGUACCCUUGCUCUCCGAUGCAGUCCGGGCUCUUGGUCAGUACCACAAGGGAGAACGCUGCUUACGCUGCCUACACGUUCCACGAGGUCAAGAGCAAGAGCGGCGAGACAGUGGAUGUGGUAAAGCUUAUCACAGCUUGGAAACGCAUGGUUCAGUACCAUACUAUUCUCAGGACGAUCUUCUUGGAGAGCGUGACGUUGGAGGAUUCCAUCUACGACCAAGUAGUGCUCAAAGAAGUUCAAGUGCCAUUCACUGUGUUUGAGAGCGGUACAGACGACGAGGCACUUGCGGCGCUGAAAGUUCCUACGAACCACGGCGACAACGCAUCCCGGCUGUUACACCAUUUCCACGUCUGUACAGCAAAGAGCGGCAAGGUCUUUUGCAGGUUGGACAUCAGUCAUGUCAUCAUGGAUGGCACUUCGCUGUCAAUCCUCUUCCGCGACCUUGCCCUUGCAUAUCAAGGAAGUCUCAAGGCUGAGACAGGCCCGCCGUAUCGCGAUUACAUCAAAGCCUUGCAAAGCCAGCCGGUUCAACCCGGCAUCGACUAUUGGAAGACUUAUCUGGCUGGUAUCGAGCCGUGUCUUUUCCCUGUCCUGGACGAUGGGGAAAUUGCGGAGGUCAAGGAGCUGAGACACUUGAGGGUCAGAUUCGACGAGGUCGCUGAGUUGCAGAACCUUUGUGAGCGCCAGGGAGUCACGAUUGUCAACGCCAUCUAUGCUGCCUGGGCAGUCACGUUGCGUUUAUACACUGGCUCUGAUGAGGUUUGCUUUGGCUAUCUGACAUCGGCUCGUGAUCUGCCGAUCGAAGGUAUCCGUGAUACCGUCGGUCCCAUCAUCAACAUGGUCACAUGCCGUGUCAACGUUGACAGUACGACUAACUUCGGAGACAUCAUGAGCUCAGUGCAGAGGGACUAUCUCGACAGUCUAGAGUACCGUCACACUCCCCUGGCUCAGGUCCACCACGCACUUCAGCUGUCCGACGCCGUUCUGUUCAACACGGCCUUGUCGUACAGAAAGCUACCGCCAACCCCGCAGACGGACCUUGUUUUCGAGGAAUGCUGCCCUACCUAUGACCCCGAUGAGUACAACGUGUCAGUCAACGUCGAAGCAGGGGAGAGAGACAUGGCCAUCGACUUGAUGUACUGGUCUGAUACUCUGUCGGACGGACAGGCUUCCAAUGUUGCUAGCACUUUUACAAAGGCGCUCAGCAAUAUUCUACGUCAUUGCGACCAGCCCCUUGCUCAGCUCGACCAUUUAGGUUCUUGGCAUAGCAACCAGAUCUGCCGAUGGAACCAACGGAUCCCCGAAGCCAUUGAAUGCUGCAUCCAUGACCUGUUCAAGCAGCAGGUUGCCGCACGUCCCGACAGCCCCGCGAUUGUCUCAUGGGACAUGGACUUUACCUAUGCCGAGCUUGAUAGCGCCUCCGACAAGCUGGCCCAUCACGUCAGUUCCUUAGGCGUCGGCCUGGAAACCUUUGUGAUGGUCUGCUUCGAGAAAUCUGCAUUUGCCAUAGUUUCGAUGCUGGCCAUCCUCAAAGCUGGUGGUGUAUGCGUCCCUCUGGACCCAGCACACCCGGAUGCGGCGCUUCGACUUCGCGCCGAGGAUACAGGGGCUACUAUCGCCCUCGUAUCUCCCUCAGUAGUGUCCAAGCUCAGCUCCAUCGCCAAGACAACGGUGGGUGUGGACGCAGAUCUACUUCAAACUAUCUCAACGGCACUUGAACCACCUCUUCCCCAAGUCACACCUCACAACGCCUGCUUCGUUAUUUACACGUCCGGUAGUACAGGGCGUCCCAAGGGUGUAGUGCUAGAGCACAGAGGAAUAGCCAGCAAUGCCAUGCACUCAGGCCCCAAGCUAGGCUACGGCCACGACUCGAGGGUUUUGCAGUUCGCUUCGUACACAUUCGAUAAUAGUCUUGCCGAAAUUUUCAGCACCAUCAGCCUGGGAGGCUGCGUAUGCGUACCUUCUGAUCAUGAGAGGCUGAAUGACUUGGCCGGAGCAAUUAAUAGGUAUAGGGUCACAUUAGCUGAUAUAACACCCACGGUGGCUUGCUUCCUCAAGCCGUCAGAAGUCCCGACCCUGAAGACUCUGGCUCUUGGAGGUGAAGCCGUGACUGCCAAGUGUGUUGGCAUCUGGCGCGACUUUGUGUCUCUGCGGUGCUGCUACGGGCCGUCUGAAUGCUCCGUCAACUCGACCUACAGUGGCGACAUCGCCCAGCCAGGGAAAGCCAGCAACAUUGGCCGUGCCAUUGGUAGCGUCGCUUGGGUAGUCGAUGCAACCGAUCAUAACCUCCUCAUCCCAAUCGGUUGCGUAGGCGAGCUCCUCAUCGAUGGUCCUAUCGUGUCUAGAGGCUACUUGAACCUGCCAGAGAAGAUGGCACAGUCUUUUGUUCCUCCACCCGCCUGUAUCGAGGGAAUGACUGAGAACGCUAGACUGGAUCGCAAGCUCUACAAGACCGGAGACCUUGUGCGCUACAAUUCUGACGGCACCCUUACUUACUUGGGGAGGAAAGAUACCCAGGUCAAGCUCAACGGCCAGCGCAUUGAACUUGGAGAGAUUGAGCACCACAUCGAGGAGAAUCUUCCCAAGGGCUGGGAAUCUGCCGUGGAGCUUAUCACAUCACAGGGCAGAAAAUUGCUCGCCUGCUUUAUUUGUGCUGAUGCCGAUAUUUCCCUCCGAGAAACAAGCGAUGAGAGCAUGGUACUCGAUAUGGACCAGACUUUGAGAUCUCUUGCAAAAGACCUCGAGAUUGUGCUGUUCAAUGCAGUUCCUGCCUAUAUGGUCCCAUCCGCGUGGCUUCCCGUCUCCAAGAUGCCCCUUACUUCGUCGGGCAAGCUGAAUCGGCGCAGCCUCAGGGUCUUGGGAGAGUCGGUUCCGGCAGCGAAGAUGAAGUUGUACAAGCUUGCUCUCAAGAGUGGCAGAGCGCCGUUUAGUGAAGUGGAGAGACAGCUGGCUGCUAUGUGGGCUCAGCUGCUGAACAUCGACGUGGCGUCUAUUGGAGUCCAAGAUCAUUUCUUCAAGCUUGGAGGAGAUUCAAUCGGGGCCAUGCAACUCGUGACGCUUGCUCGAUGCUCCAACAUCGACUUGACAGUGGCCGGGGUGUUUCAGAAGCCAUCCCUACUGGAUAUGGCGGAGUCCGCGGUGCCAUUAUCGAAGGCCCCAACCACGACAUACCAGCCGUUCUCGUUGUUGUCUGGCGAAUAUUCGGUCAAUGCGUUGCGACAAAUUGUUGCUGACUCUGCUCGUAUCGAGGUCGGUGAUGUUCAAGAUAUCUAUCCUUGUUCCGCAUUGCAAGAGGGUCUCAUGGCUCUCUCGACUAAGGAGCCUGGAGCUUAUGUGGCCCAACUCAUCUAUCGAUUGCCAGCCGACAUAGACACCAUUAGGUUCCAGGAGGCUUGGAGCAUCGUGGUGGAGGCUGAGCCAACCCUAAGAACGAGGAUUGUUCAUGAACAUGCUGGGUUCGUGCAGGUCGUUGUUGCCGGGGAAAUACCCCAAUGGUCCACCUUUGCCAGCCUCUCCGAUGCCGACACGAUUCGACGCCAGCUUCCGCUCCAUAAUGGCGCGAGAUUGACCAACUACGGUCUCGUUGACGAUGGCUCUACAGGCAAAUGCUUUGUAUGGACUAUCCAUCAUUCCAUCUAUGAUGGCUGGUGUCUUCCUCUCAUCCUCGACAAGGUCAAGCGAUGCUAUCAUGACGAUUUGAGUUCCACGCAACUCAAGAGCCCCGACUACUCCAACUUUAUCAAGUACCUUACAGACCUGGACCCGACUCAAGACGCCGACUUCUGGAAGUCCUAUCUUUCCAAUAUGUCCGCCCAGCACUUCCCACGUCUUCCCAACGCCGAUUACCAGUCUUCCGCAACGAGCCUGAUGGUUCACAAGGCAACAUUGGGGAGCACAUCGGGAUCAGAGAUCACUACUGCUACUAGAAUCCGCACAGCCUGGGCAAUGGCGGUCUCUACCUACUCUGGAACCAGCGACGUCGUCUUUUGGGAAACCAUGACAGGGCGCGAUGCUCCUGUGGUUGGAAUCGAGGAAAUGGCGGGUAUCACGUUGGCGACUGUACCAACACGUGUAGUUACUGAGCCCUCAAAGACCGUUGCUGAACUCCUUGCCUCUGUGCAGGAUCGCUCAGCAGCUGUGAGAAGGCAUCAAUUCGCUGGCAUCCAGUCCAUCAGGAACAUCAGCGCUGAUACGGCCCUUGCUUGCGGCGCUCAGAACCUCUUGGCCAUCAACUAUGGACCUAGAGAGUCGACGGAUGCUUUUUGGUGCGAGCAGUCUAAUGAGAUGGCUGGUACUAAUUUCUACUCGUCAUACCCGCUCAUGCUCUCGUGCCACUUUGCAGAUGGCGAGCUAGAGACUGUCGUGCAUUUUGAUCAGAACGUGAUACCUGAGCCUCAGAUGCAGCGCAUCAUGGAUCACUUUGCACUCAUGUUGGAGUCCGUUUCAUCUUCUGAGCUGUUGGAUGAGAAACUUGGAGGUAUACCUUUGUUGAGCUCUAAUGACUACCAGAUGCUGCAGGAUAUGAACCGUACUCCGCCUCCCCCCUUCGAGGGGCUUAUCCACGACGCUAUCAGGGAUCAGACAUUAGCCCAAGUACAAGACAAACUCGCUGUCGUGUCGUGGGACCGGAACCUCACAUACGCGGACCUGGACUCUCAAUCUACACGUCUUGCUGGUGUCAUGAUCGAAAAUGGCGUUUCAGUGCAUUCUAUUGUUCCUUUCUGCAUGGACAAGUCAUCUUUGGCUGUUGUUUCCAUCCUGGCCAUUCUCAAAUCGGGUGCUGCCUUUGUGCCUCUCGACCCAGCGCACCCUGAUGCUCGCAUCAAGGGCAUUCUCGCCGAUACUGGCGCCACAGUAGUCCUAUCCUCCGACCAGCAUGCUGAGCGCUUGAUGAAGCUCGGAUCGCAAAUCAUCUCCGUCUCGCAAGCUUUGGCAGACGAUAGUGCCCUGGGUCAAGACGACCCAGCCAAGCACGCAGCUCCAUCCUUGUCUGCCAACAGUCCAGCUUACAUCAUCUUCACAUCCGGCACAACUGGAAAGCCCAAGGGAACCAUUGUUGACCACUCAGCAUUCUGCACUGGCGCGUAUGCACACGGUCAAGCCAUGGACAUGACAGAAUCGUCGCGCGUCAUGCAAUUUGCCUCCUAUACAUUUGACGCCAGUAUCAUGGAGAUCCUCACCACGCUUAUUCACGGCGGCACAGUUUGUGUGCCAAGUACCGACGAGCGUCUCCACGAUCUCGCGGCCCAGCUGCUUCAGCCAUCGCAUGUCCCUGGUCUCGAAACACUGGUGCUCGGAGGUGAGGCGAUGUCCUCUGUCCAUAUCUCUUCGUGGGCGUCGUCUGUUCGUCUUAUGAACGCUUAUGGACCCAGUGAGACUGCCGUGGUAGCUGCUGUGAACCCCAGUGUUACGCUGGAUUCUUCUCCCUCGAAUAUUGGUCAUGCAGUGGGUGGUAUCUGCUGGGUCACUGAUGCCGCCAACCAUGACAGACUCAUGCCUGUCGGCGCUGUGGGCGAGCUCGUGAUAGAAGGCGCCAUCCUCGCUGAAGGGUAUCUGAAUGACCCCGAGAGAACGGCAGAAUCCUUCAUCACCAAUCCGAAGUGGUGUCAACAGUUCCCAACCGCGGCUGCAGGCAUAGAACGCAAGUUUUACAAGACGGGAGACUUGGUCAAGCUUACUGAGGAUGGGAUUGAGUUCCAUGGACGCAAGGAUGAUCAAGUCAAAGUCAACGGUCAAAGAAUCGAGUUAUCUGAGAUUGAACAUCAUCUGAGCGCGGACCCUGCCGUCGAGUCGUGUCUGGCGGCUGUUCCAGCUUCCGGCCCAUCCAAAGCCCGCCUGGUAGCCAUCAUAUCCCCCAACUAUCUUGCUGUCAUCAGAGGAGAAAUGACGGGAGAUGAAGAGAUGCAGAUCGUGCACAAAUAUGCUCCGUCCCUCUUGGUGGGCAUUCGUGAGGGUCUUGCAAGGCAUCUGACAUCAUACAUGAUCCCAUCUCUGUGGAUUGUUGUAAACCAUCUUCCCCUACUCCCCUCUGGUAAGCUUGACCGUAGGCGCGCCGUGCGAUGGGUCGAGGAUAUGACUCUUGAACAAUACCACCUCGUUCUUGACGCGCAGGAAGAGGCGUCCGCUCUGGAUAGAGAACCAUCGGAAGUGGAGAUCAAGCUUAGGGCUGCUUGGGCCAAGGCUCUCAAUCUCAAGGUCGACAUGGUUCCGUUCAAGCAGUCGUUUAUUCACCUCGGCGGUGAUUCGAUAUCCGCCAUGAAGCUUAUGGCCAUUUGCCGCUCCUCCAACAUGGCUGUAACUGUCAGCCAGAUCAUGCGAGCCAAGUCCAUCAUCGACCUUGCCUCUACUGUCACGAACGUCGAGGACGUCACUUAUGAUGAAGAACAACUGGAGAAACCUUUUGAACUCUCACCUAUUCAAAAGGUUUACUUUGAGAGUAUUGGCCUGGGUUCUCACCACUUCAACCAGAGCAUGACUCUGGCUACCAGCCGCAACAUCACCUCACAGGAGCUGUCGAAUACGUUGCACUGUAUCGUCAAGAUGCAUAGCAUGAUGCGUGCUCGUUUUUCGCAGAUCGAUGGCAACUGGACCCAGCGGAUUACCAGCGAUAUAGCUGGCUCCUAUACCCUCCGUUCACACGGCAUGGUUGACGAGAAGCGUCUCUUGGAGUUGGUCAUGGAGCGUCAGACUACCCUAAACAUUGUUGAUGGACCGAUAUUUGCUGCCGACAUAUUUGAGAUGGAGAAUACUGGCAACCAGAUCGUCACAUUCGUGGCUCAUCACCUGAUUGUCGAUGUCGUGUCUUGGAACAUCAUCGUACAGGAUCUAGAAGGGCUUUUGUCAGCAUCUCUCCACAGCCCAGCGAAAUCAUUCUCCUUCCAGACUUGGAGUUCCAAACAACACGAAGAAGCUCGGAAGGCUUCUCUGGAGCGUUCAUUCCACGACAUUCCAGUCCCUCUACAGGAUCACCGAUACUGGGGUAUGGAAGGCGUACCGAAUCUCCAUGGCGACUCAAUCACAAAGACUAUGACGAUACCCACUGGCACAUCAAACCUGCUCUCAGGUAGCAGUCAUGAUGUUGUUGACGUCUUGCUAGCAUCACUGUUAGCAUCCUUCCGCCAAACAUUUCCAGACCGGUCUUCGAUACCCCCCAUAUUCAACGAGGGUCAUGGAAGAGAGCCUCCUGAUGACAGUCUGGAUUUAUCACGUACCGUUGGAUGGUUCACCACUCUCUGUCCUGUCUUCCUCCCGGAAGCUCUUCCCGCUGAGCAUGACAUCCUUGAUGUAGUGUGCUGGAUACGCGACUUUCGGAGAAAGCUUCCCGGCAACGGUCGACCGUACUUUGCUCAUAGCAUGUUACCUGACUCGAAGUCCCAGAUCGAAUUCCCAGUGGAAAUUGCCUUUAAUUUCCUUGGUCAUAUACAGGACUUUGGAACUGUGGACUCCGUGUUCAAAUCUGUCGAUGGAAACAUGUUGAACUCUUUGAGCUCGCUGUCUGACAUUGGGGCCAACAUCCCACGAUUAGCCCUCAUCGAGAUUUCUGCCUCUUUCACUAACGAAGGGCUAACCUUUGACUUUUCCAUCAACCGCCACAUGCACAACCAGUCGUCUAUCAGCAGAUGGACUCAGAGCUGUAGGGACUAUAUACACCGAGCAGCCCAAAGUUUAUCCCAGGUUAUACGAGAGCCAUCCCCGGAUCUGUCUUUGCUUCCUCUGGCCUUCAAGAAGGAGUCCCAGGUUAAACAGAGUCUCGAUGAGGUGGGCAUCACUCUUGACAAUGUUGAAGCAGUAUAUCCAUGCUCCUCUGUUCAGCAGGGCAUCCUCUUGUCCCAGAUCAAGGACCCUGGAUACUACUCUUACUCGAUCGCAUUUUCGGUUACAUCCAUACGACCAGGCGAUGUGGUCGACGUAAAGCGGCUAUCAGACGCGUGGAAGCGUGUGGUCCAUCGCCAUUCUACGCUUCGGACCGCCUUUAUGGACAGUCUGCUACAGGAGGGCGCUAUAAGUCAGGUUGUUCUAAGGAAUCACGAUAUCAAUGUUGCCAUCAUUGAAUGUCCCGCCACAGAGGUAGACCAGAGGCUCAGUGAACAUUCACCACUCGGCCUUCCUACAAACCACCCACCUCACCGUUUCACAAUCUUCAACACCGCAGGGGAUAAGGUGCUGUGUAUUCUUGAAAUGAGUCAUGCCAUCUCCGAUGGAACCUCUAUGCCUAUUCUGUUCCGCGACCUUGGCUUGGCGUACGAGGGCAGCCUGGACACUACCAACCUUGCAGUUUACAGGGACUACGUCUCCUUCUUGCAGCAGAGCGGGGGCUCUCAGGACGCCAAGUACUGGAAAGAGUAUUUGGACGGAGCUGAGCCUUGUUGUCUGCCUCUGCUAACUGACGGGGCUACAGGGCCCAGGACUCUUCGAACUCUUGCUCAAGGUAUCUCGCAUGCUGCCGAGCUUCAAGCGCUCUGCACCGAAAGAGGUAUCACUCUAUCCAACCUGCUACAACUGGCUUGGGCACUGGUCCUCCAAGCAUACACAGGCCUUGACGAUGUUUGUUUCGGUUAUCUCGUCGCUGACAGAGACGUUCCCGUCAGUGGCAUUGACGAGGCAAUUGGCGUAUUUAUCACUAUGCUCGUCUGCCGAGUCCGCCUCGAUCCAUUCGCCAGCCUCGACAUUGUUCUUCAAGCCAUUCAGGAGGACCUCGCCACGGCUAUGAACUACAAGAAUGUCUCGCUUGCCAGCUUCCAGCACGCCAUGGGUAUCUCCAACGAGCCUCUCUUCAACACCGCCUAUUCCUUCCAGCGUAGAUCAGUCUCCAAAGACAUGGCAACCGGUGCCAUCUCGUUCGACGUCAGAGAUGCGCAGGACCCUAGCGAAUACGACAUGACUGUCAACGUCGAAGUGUGGGACUCAAAUGUCGAGCUCCAGUUAUGCUACUGGCAAGACAAAGUCUCAGACGCGCAGGCCGCCAACAUUGCUUCUACAUUCGACCAGGUCCUUUCCUCAAUGGCGCGAUGUGACACGGCAAUUCCGGUAGGCCAACUGAACAUUCUCAGUGACCAUGGUAGACAGCAGUUGAUUUCGUGGAACAAUGCCGAGCCCGAGGUGUUGAACGAAUGUGUGCACCACGUCUUUGAGCACAACUGUCAACGACUACCUGACCAUACACCCGCUAUCGACGCAUGGGAUGCCACCUUUACCUACCCUGAACUUGAUGCAGCGGCUUCGCGAUUUGCUCAGUACCUCGUCUUUCUCGGCGUCGGGCCCGAGAUGUAUAUCCCGCUUUGUUUCGAAAAGUCAGCAUGGACCGUCGUUGCCAUGAUGGCAGUCUUGAAGGCCGGCGGCGCCUUUGUUCCUCUGGACCCUACUCAUCCGCCCGAUCGUAUCAGGUUCUUGGUCAGUAAUGUUGACGCCAAGCUGAUCAUCUGCUCCACGUCCCUGAAGACCAAAUUCGAGAGCCUAGACCUACCGGCUAUUCCUCUUGGCAAGGAGACUAUGUCGUUGCUGCCCCCCGUGUUGCCAGGUUCGCCCAGAGUCACGGUUCGGCCUGAAAAUGCUGCCUACAUCAUCUUCACCUCAGGAACGACAGGCGUUCCCAAGGGUACGAUAAUCGAGCAUGCAUCCUUCACCACUGGAGGUACCGCUCACGCCAAGGCUAUCAUGAUGACAUCAACCUCUCGUGUGCUGCAGUUCGCGUCGCACACAUUCGAUGCCAGCGUCAUGGAGAUCCUCUCCACCUUGUUAGUAGGCGGCUGUAUCUGUAUCCCCAGCGACCAAGACCGCAUGAACGACUUGACAGGCGCCAUUACCAAGUUUAACGUGAACUGGACUCUGCUUACGCCAUCUGUCGCAAGCAUUCUCAAGCCGGGCAGCCUUCCUACUCUCAAGGUCCUCGUCACCGGCGGCGAAGCCAUGUCAAGAGACCACAUUACGAAAUGGGCUGGCCACGCCACUCUGAUCAACGCUUACGGCCCCAGUGAGACGUCUGUUAUCGCUGCAACGAGCACGAAGGUUGAUCAUGACGGAAGCAUCCUCAACAGUGACUCCGCUACUAUCGGUAAUGCUGUUGGUAGUCGCUGCUGGGUUGUCGAUGGGCGAAACCACAAUCGCCUUAUGCCAGUCGGCAGCAUCGGUGAACUACUCGUGGAAGGGCCCAUUGUGUCCAGAGGCUAUCUUGGCAACGAGACAAAGACAAAGGAGGCAUUCAUCGAACCUCCAUCAUGGCGUCAAGGCAUGAAGCUUGAGGGAGAUGGCAUAGGUCGUCUGUACAAGACUGGUGAUUUGGUCAUGUACAACUCGGAUGGAUCUCUCAAGUACGUGUCGCGCAAGGACACACAGAUCAAACUCAAUGGACAACGUAUAGAGCUUGGCGAGAUCGAGUAUCAUGUUCAAGCCAACGUACCAAACCACAUUCAAGCCGCUGUUGAUAUAGUUGUUCCGCAGAGCAAGACGUCAACCAAGGCACUAGCCGUCUUCUUUACCAGUGACGAUGAUGUCGAGGAUACUUUUACCCACGAUGUUGACCCACUUCUAGCAAGCAUGUCGAGUGCUUCAACUGAACUUGCCCAGUCUCUCAAGUCAGCCCUCAGGAAUGCUCUACCAUCGUACAUGGUCCCUACCAUCUACAUCCCACUGUCAAAGAUGCCAUUGACCUUGGCUGGGAAACUCGAUCGCCAGAGACUCAAGGUUAUUGCCAAGUCUAUACCACCUCAGCUCAUGGCUUCCUAUAAGCUCUCUGGGACGGCUCGAACUGGGAACCUCCCUACCACGGCGAUGCAGCGCAAGCUACAGAAAGCCUGGGCCACAGUGUUGAACAUUCCUAUCGACCAGAUCAGCAAAGGCGAUAGCUUCUUCAGACUCGGUGGUGAUUCAGUCGACGCCAUGAAGCUCGUUGCGGCGUCCAGGACGGAAGGCGUUGUCAUCACCGUCAUGGCCAUCUUCAACAACCCUGUCUUGUCAGACAUGGCCAUGUCAUGCAAACACUCGGACGAAACUCCUGUCUCAAUCGUAGACCCGUUUUCGCUUCUUUCAGACGUUGAAGACCCUUCGUUGCUUCUGCACGAGGUUGCAGGUCGGUGCGGCGUGCAGGAGAGCCAGAUCCUGGAUGUCUACCCUUGUAGCUCUCUCCAAGAGGGUCUUGUUGCCUCGUCCUUGCAGCAGCCUGGUGCAUAUGUCGCGAGGUAUGUUUUCGAGCUUCCCUUGGACAUCUCCAUCGAUCGUUUCAAGCUGGCUUGGCAGAAUACCGUUGACCGAGUCGACAUUUUGAGAACGCGUAUCGUGAACACCCUCUCACUUAAGUCCUACCAAGCUGUCCUUGCGCCCCACGAAAUCGAGUGGGAGAAUCAUGACGAUCUCGAGUCUGCCACUACCAAGGCUGGAUCGGUACCUGAGCACAACGGAGGAGCUUUAGCCCGCUACAGUAUCGUUAGCUCGCCUGGUGAUGGGCCUUGCCACUUUGUAUGGGUCAUCCACCACGCGCUAUACGAUGCGUGGAGUAUGCCCUCUCUACUCAAGCUAGUAUCUCAGUUCUACCAUGGAGACACUGCCCAUGAGCCCGUGGUCGAAUACGCCAACUUUAUCAAGUACCUAGCCGACAUUGACGCUGAGGCUUCUGACGACUUUUGGAGAGCUAGGUUCCAAGAAGCCUCCUCCGUAUCUCAUUUCCCUAAAGUCUCUUCUGCACCAGCCGCGCAAUCAUGUCAUGAGUCUUUGACACAUACGAUCCAGUACAGCAGAAACGGACUUGGAAUGGACAUAACGAUCCCAACAAUCGUCCGCGCAGCAUGGGCGCUUGUCCUGGGGUCUCAAACUGGAGCUGACGAUGUCGUCUUCGGCGAGACCCUGUCUGGACGUGACAUUGCCCUCGAUCAUGUACAAGACAUUCUUGGACCUACAUUAACCACGGUGCCUUCAAGAGUUCAGAUCGAUCGCAACAGUACCAUUGGCGACUUAUUGAAGAGUCUUCAUGCACGAGCCACGCAGGUAAUCCCCCAUCAGCAUGCGGGCCUCCAGCGCAUCAGACGUUUAGACGAUGCCAUAGCAGUCGCUUGUGACUUCCAGAACUUGCUGGUCAUACAGUCAUCCGACCAAGGAACGGGCCAGAAUGACCUGUUGAACCCGAUCCAAGACGAGGUGGGUCAGCAAAGUUUCUUCACAUAUCCCCUUGUUGUCGAAUGCUCCAUCGAGGCGCACGAGCUCGUCUUGACUAUUCACCACGACAACAAGGUCGUUUCGAGUUGGCAGACGCAGCGCAUCGCCCAGCAGUUCGAGACGCUGGUAGAACAACUCACGGAUCUAUCGCUUCGGCAACCUACUCGUAAGGUAUCGGAACUUCGGCUCUAUGGCCAAGAGGACGUGGAGAUGAUCAGAGGAUGGAACAGCCGAGUUCUUGAGACUUCAGAAGAGAGCAUUCCCGACUUGUUCUGGCAGUCAGUAGCAACAAAUGGUAACGACACCGCCAUUCACGCCUGGGACGGUCAACUCAGCUACGAUGAUCUUGCUCAACACGCCUCGCACCUCGCCAGGAUACUCAUGCAAAAGGGUGUACGCGCUAAUGAACUGGUUCCAUGCUGUAUGGAUAAAUCUCUCUGGACGACAGUCUCGAUGCUCGCUGUGAUACUCACCGGCGGCGCCAUCGUUCCCUUGGACCCUGCGCAUCCUUCUGCGCGCCAUGCCGAGAUCACCCGCGACUGCAAGGCCCGUGUUGCGUUGUGCGCUCCGCAAUAUUCAGAGCGCUUUCAGGGCCUUGUCGAGUCUGUUGUCUUGAUCGAGGCUGAGCUUUUCACUAUGCAGCUACCUUGUCAACAUGUUUCUGUGCAUGAUCUGCCAGCCGUCGCACCUCGAGAUGCCGCGUUUGUCAUCUAUACCUCCGGCAGUACCGGAAAGCCGAAAGGAGUGGUCAUUGAACAUGCUUCGGGAGUACUCCAUUUUGCGUCCUAUGCAUUCGACAUCGCAAUCGGAGAGACGUUCGCUCCACUCACCAUUGGUGCCUGUGUCUGCGUUCCCAGCGAGGAUAUGAGAAUUACCGAUCUUGCCGGUUCCAUGAACACCCUCGGGGUCACCUGGGCAUUCCUAACCCCCUCACUCGCAAAUCUACAGGACCCCUCCAAGUUCAAGACAUUGCAGACACUGAUCUGUGGAGGCGAGAAUCUGACCACCGAAACGAUCAGUGCCUGGGGAGACAAGGUAGAGCUGAUGAAUGGCUACGGGCCAGCUGAGUGUACCAUGUUUGCGGUUGCAAACAGUUCUGUUUCUACCAAGGACCCCGCGAAUAUCGGCCACGCCAUGGACGGGAACCACACUUGGGUCGUCGAUCCGAGAGAUCACAACUGCCUUGUCCCUGUGGGAUGUGUAGGAGAGCUUCUCAUCAGCGGGCCCAUUGUGGCCCGCGGGUAUUUGAACGACAGGGAUCGGACGGCUGCAUCGUUCAUCAAGGACCCAGCAUGGAUGUACCUUUUCACGAGCGAGCCCGUGCGUCUGUACAAGACUGGCGACUUGGUCAGGUAUUGUCCUGAUGGGUCUCUCGACUAUCUAGGGCGCAAGGAUCACCAGGUCAAGCUUCACGGCCAGCGCAUGGAGCUCGGUGAGAUUGAGGCUUGCCUUGAAUCUGACCCGCGCAUCCGCCAGGUCUUGGUCAAUCUACCACAAUCUGGCAUCUUCAAGGGCCGACUGGUAGCCAUUACUUCUCUCCAAGAUCCUUUGCCCGCCGAGUCAUCCCUUGCUACGUCUGGUUUUGUCCCUAUUCACGAUUCCGCCAUGGAUGCUGCCCGAACACAGAUCUGCGCGCUCCAACACGAUCUCGCCGAGACGCUUCCACCAUAUAUGGUUCCGUCGGUUUGGUUGGCGGUCCGAGCCAUUCCCCUCUUACUAUCUGGCAAGCUCGACAGAGCGAGUGCGAGCAGUUGGCUUGCUGAUGCAGAUGUGGACUUUUGCAAGAUCACCGUCGACUUGGAUCACGGCCAAGAUGCUGUGGACGCGGUAAUGACACCAGCUAGCCAGCAGCUCAGGCGUAUCUGGGCGUCGGUCCUCAACAUUUCAGAGACGGAAACGCCUCUGAACCGUUCUCUUAUUUCUCUCGGCGGCGACUCCAUCAUGGCAAUCCAAAUACUUACGCGCUGCCACGACCAAUCAAUUGCAUUGACUAUGCAGGACAUCUUGAGCGCCAAGGGAAUUUCGGAGUUAGCCACUGUCGUCGCCGCCAAAGAACACCAAGUGCUUGACUUCUACGAGGAAGAUGACGAUCAAGCAUUCGAGCUGUCCCCAAUUCAACGCCUCUUCUUCAACAACAGCAUCGACAGGGACGGUGGAGAUCGCCUCAACCAGAGCCAACUCUUGUCCAUCAGCAGGCCUGUCGACAUAUCUAGCCUCCAAAACGCUCUUGAUGCUAUUGUUGAGAGACAUCCGAUGCUUCGCGCGCGGUUCAACAAGUCCCCUGAUGCGAAGUGGACACAGCACAUCGCCUCACAUAUUCAAGGUUCCUAUGGUUUCAAGAAUCACGGGGUUGCUUCGGAACCUGACAUGAUUCUAAUCGUAGCCGCCAGCCAGAGCAGUAUUGAUGUUUAUGGGCCCGUCUUUGCAGUCGACCUAUUCACACUGUCUGAUGGCUCUCAAGUAUUGUCACUUGUAGCGCAUCAUUUGGUCGUCGACAUCAUUUCUUGGAUUAAUAUCAUCCACGACCUCGAGGCACUACUGACCUCUACCUAUUCGCCAUCUUCCAAGCCCCUCUCGUUCCGCAGAUGGAAUGCUUUACAGAUCAAACAUGUCAAUUCCCUCGACAAUGGUGCAACACUUCUGCCAUUUGCUAUACAACCAGCCGACUUGGAUUUCUGGGGCAUAUCAGAGACUGCCAACGUCUACGGAGACAUGAAACAAAAGUCUUUCGUCAUCACAGAGACUGAUGUCGUCUCCUCCAUACUGGGUGACUCGCACAGAGCCUUCAAGACUGAACCCCUAGAUCUAUUCAUCACGGCAAUUCUCAAAUCCUUUGCACAGAGCUUCGUCGAGCGGGAGCUGCCAACACUGUUCAACGAAGGGCAUGGCCGCGAACCUUGGGAUCAAACGAUUGACCCUUCACAGACUGUCGGAUGGUUCACCUCGCUCUGCCCUGUACACGUAUCACGACAGAGUCUCGAUCACGGCGAUGACAUCGACCAUGUUCGGAGGGUGAAAGAUGUGCGCCGCAGCGUUCCUAGCAAUGGCCGCCCGUACUUUGCCCAUCGCUACCUCACCGAGUCAGGCAAUGACGAACCAAUGGAGAUUUUGCUCAAUUAUCUCGGUCGCACUCAACAAUCAGGCCACGGCAAUUCUCUCUUUAGCACGCUUGACUUUCCAUUCACGGAGCAAGACACUCUCGCUAUUUCCGACGUCGCGCCUGAGACCUGCCGUCUGGCUCUCUUUGAGAUUUCUAUAUCUGUACUUGAUGAGGGCAUUGCCUUCACCUUGAUGUAUAAUCAACACAUGCUUCGCCAAGACGGUAUCGAGAAAUGGGUGUCCAACUGUAAGGAGAUCCUCAUCAAUACUACGAGAAAGCUUGCCGAGACCCCUUCUGCCCCCACACUCAGCGACUUUCCUCUCUUGCCCAUCAGCUACGCGGAUCUGCACGAGAUCAUCACUACACAUCUUCCCAAUGCUCAUGUUUCAUUUGACAUGGUCGAGGAUAUAUACCCAUGCUCCCCUAUGCAGACGGGCAUAUUGCUCAGCCAACUCCUAGAUCCAUCGCAGUAUCUAUUCCACGUUGUCCUUGAAGUUACUCUCCCCAACCGCUCAUUGAUCGAUACUGCAAAGCUCCUCCAGGCUUGUCACAAAGUCAUUGAGCGUCAUCCAGCAUUGAGAACCAUCUUUAUUGAUAGCCUGCGUCAAGGCGGCUCAUUCGAUCAGGUCGUGCUGCGGCCGUUCGAGUCUCGCAUCAGCACGAUCAAGUGUCGGGAGAUCGACGUCAUGGCCGAGCUAAAUUGCAGGUCCCUCGGCGAGACUAAUAAGAGACACGAUGGCCCUAUGCUCCCCUAUCAGAUCACCAUCUGCGAAACACCACAAGGAAAGGUUUUCAUGAAGCUUGAACUGAACCACGCAGUUACCGACGGUGCUUCGACAUCGGUCCUCCUCCAGGAUAUCUCCAACGCAUACACCAACAGCUUGCCUCCAACUCGAGCCCCUUCAUACAAGGAGUACAUCAAAUACAUCUCCAACCAAUCCACAGCAUCCAGUCUUGACUUUUGGAAAGGCUACCUCUCGGGAUCACAACACACCGCGUUCCCUACAAUCAACCCCGACCUAACGGCUCACCGCCGCCUAAAGUCUGUUACUGUCCAUUUCGAUCGUUUCCCAGAGCUACAAUCGCUUGGUUCCAAACUCGGGGUGACAUUCUCCAACAUAGUCAUGGUGGCAUGGGCUUUGCUGCUCGGAGCCUACACAGACCGCCAUGAUGUGUGCUUUGGCUAUCUAGCGUCUGGACGUGAUGCCCGUAUCGAUGGCGUUGAAGGCAUUGUCGGUCCUCUCAUCAACAUGCUCGUAUUCCGCUUCCAGUUUACGCCCGAGACGCUUCUCAAGACACUCUUCCGCAGUGCUCGGCAUGACUACAUGGCCAGUCUACCUCACCAGCAUUUCUCUCUAUCUCGUGUUAGUCAUGCCUUGGGCCAAGCCAAACGGGGCUUCUUCAACACAGCGGUGUCCAUCCAAAACGCCGGUGUAUCAAGUGUCUCCGAGCCCAACUCGCUAACCUACGAAGCUGUUGAAGCCUAUGACCCAAGCGAGUACGCCGUCACGCUCAACGCCAAUGCUACACGAGGUGACGAAGGCAUUGUCUUCCGUUACUGGACCAAUAUAGUUUCAAGCUCACAGGCCCAGGAUCUCGCUGUGAACAUGUCCGAGCUACUAAACGAUUUUAUCGAUCACAGCGAGAGCGCUCUGGCCCACCUUCGACUAUUACAGAGCUCACCGGUGGCUCGCAGCACAUAUACGCAUUCACCCGAGGUUGACGGCUCAACGUCCGAACAUGACGAUGCAAACAACCAACCCAAAACACACAGCUCGGGGAUCAGUGCAUCUUCGACUUUGAUUGACGUUGGCGACGCAGCCUCCAUGUCGUCCAACAUGUGUAACUCAUUCUCCCGCGACAGGAAGCAUCUCCACAACAAACUAUCCGCAUUAUGGAGAGACAGUCUCGAGUAUGAGGGUUGUGCAAUUUCACCUACUGAUAAUUUCUUCGAAUCCGGCGGUGACUCGAUUAUCGCCAUGUCGAUGGUCGGCAAUGCCAGAGAGCUGGACUUGCCGCUCACUGUGGCCGAUAUCUUCAAGAAUCCGGAAUUCGGUUCCUUGUUGGAUUGCCUCAACGAUAAGUCAUACAAGGAUAGUGACAGGGCUUCUAGCUAUGACCACGUGGAUAUCUCGACCUCUAAGAAGGAAAAUUGUAACACCAGUGAACAGCUUUACAAGCCCCUCUGCAUGCUUGACACAGAUGAUGUUGAGCAAUUCGUUCGAAGUCACAUCUGCCCUGUUGUCGGCGUGUCACGAGCCAGCAUUAUCGACGUCCUGCCAACUACCGACUUUCAAGACCAGGCCAUUCACGGAAGCCUUCUCAAGUCACGAUGGCAGCUCAACUACUUCCAUCUGGAUUCUUCAGGCGCGCUUGACAUAGCUCUCCUUCGAGAAAGCAUCACCAAUGUUGUUGCAGCCUACGACAUCUUGCGCACCGUCUUUGUCUAUCAUCAAGGCCGUUACUUGCAGGUCAUCCUCCGACAGGUCCAGCCCACUCUCAUUGUUGAAGACGUUGAGAGCAUAGAUCAAUUUACUUCAGAGCUUAGGUCAGCCUAUCAGCACGAGGUUCCGCAUCCUCAUGAACCCUCCCUCCGCUUCAUAGUAGCGCGACUCAAGUCAUCGGAACGACAUCGGAUCUUCAUCAGGAUAUCUCACGCACAGUAUGACGGUGUAUGCUUCUCAACUAUCCUACAGAGUCUGAAAGGUUCAUGUGAGGGUGAGCCUAUUCAUCCCAUACCCUCAUACGCAAGCUACAUCCAGAGGGUGUUGGGGACGAACAAGCAAGGAUGCUACGCGUACUGGAGGGCCCUUCUGAAGGAUUCCGCUCCCACCAACGUCAUCCAACGACGGCAUAUAUCUUUACAAACAAGCCCUAUCCAGGUCUUGAGAAAGGUCGUUUCUACACUGUCGCUUGCGUCAGUCAACAUCACAACCUCUACUGUCAUCAAGGCUGCCUGGGCCUCAGCAUUGGCGAGAGUCACAGGGAAGACGGACGUCGUUUUCGGCAACAUUAUCAGUGGACGCAAUAGCAGCAAUGUGCCCGGCAUCGAAAGCCUUGUCGGCCCCUGCCUGAACGUUGUUCCCGUACGUGUUCGCCACAAACCCUCAUGGACCGUUCUAGAUCUCCUUCAAUACAUCCAAAACCAGCAGGUGGACAAUAUGCCGUAUGAGACACUAGGCUUCAGGGAGAUCAUCAACAAGUGCACUGACUGGGAUGAUGAUGGAGUCAACGGUUUCUCUACUGUUGUUCAACAUCAGAGUAUGCCGCGGACAGAGAGUUUCACAAUGGGGGGGAACACGUACCAAGUUGGUGUGAUGGCUUCGCAGGAAGACUGUGCUGACUUAAGUGUUGUGACGACGCCUCAAGAUGUCAACAGCACUGAAGUUUGUUUGGUUUAUAAUGGGGAUGGAACUAUAAGCAAGGACUUCGCAGAGCAGAUGUUUGACUUUCUUUGCGAUAGGAUUUCGGUCUUCUCAAAGGAUCCUUAUGCUCUAUUGUAGUAUUCUGGUGUAUCAUGUAUAAGGUUUCCUUUUUCUUUGUUGUUAGUUAUUCUCAGCCUCUCUUUU
Molecule: messenger RNA, 22827 nt
Organism: Fusarium oxysporum Fo47
Lineage: Eukaryota; Fungi; Ascomycota; Sordariomycetes; Hypocreales; Nectriaceae
Exons: 3
Coding region: 1-22761 (7586 amino acids)
Molecular function (GO): phosphopantetheine binding; catalytic activity
Source: RefSeq, a predicted model, not a curated record